GGACGGCGGAAGACGAUGGCGACGCCGAAGCUGAUGAAGGUGUUUGUGACCCGUCGAAUCCCGGAGGCCGGAUUGAAGAUAUUGACCGAGUCCGGAAUAAUGAACCACCUCGCAUUUACAUCACAGUUACAGUAACCUUACAGCAAUCUCAAACAAGACAGAUUCUGCAGAUGCUGGAAAUCUGAAAAAUACACACAAAAUGCUGGAGGAACUCAGCAGGCCAGGCAGCAUGUCUGGGGAGAAAGCUGCAACAUUCAGCAAUGGGACUCAGACGAGCCUAUUCCCAGGGACAAGCUGCUGAAGGGAGUUGUGGGUGUUCAUGGCCUCUACUGUAUGUUGACGGACAAGAUCGACAGCGAUAUUUUGCAAGCGGCAGGGCCGUGUUUGAAAGUCAUCAGCACGCUUUCUGUUGGAUUUGACCAUCUCUCGCUGGGAGAAAUUAAAAACCGGGGAAUCCGUGUGGGCUACACUCCUGAUGUUCUGACUGACUCCACCGCUGAACUCACCGUGGCGUUGCUCUUGGCUACGUCUCGCCGACUGAUGGAAGCAGCAGAAGAAGUUAAAAAUGGAGGAUGGACUGCGUGGAAGCCCCUGUGGAUGUGUGGUCAUGGAUUAGCUGGAAGCACCGUGGGAAUAGUAGGCCUAGGACGAAUAGGCCUUGCAAUUGCUCAGAGACUGAUGCCAUUUGGAGUGAAGAGAUUCCUAUACACCGGACGACAGCCAAGGCCAGAAGCUGCUGCCAAAAUACGUGGUGAAUAUGUGCCUCUGAAUGAAUUGGCUGAAGAAUCAGACUUCAUUGUUGUAUCGUGUUCCUUCAGUCCUGAAACCAAGGGAAUGUGUAACAUGGAUCUGUUUUCCAAAAUGAAGAAGACAGCAGUAUUUAUUAACACCAGCAGGGGACCAGUGGUAAACCAGGAUGAUCUUUACAAGGCUUUGACCACUGGACAGAUUGCUGCCGCAGGGCUGGAUGUCACUGAUCCAGAGCCAUUACCCACCAGUCAUCCUCUGUUGUCACUGAAAAACUGCGUUAUACUGCCCCACAUUGGAAGUGCCACUUAUGCAACUAGAAGCACCAUGUCUGUACUGACAGCCAACAACAUCCUGGCUGGUCUAAAAGGAGAGCCGAUGCCAAGUGAAGUCAAACUGUAACUGGAAAGAUUUGUUCAUGUGCACACAGAAAAAAAUAUUCUUUCAAAAUUAUAUGUGAAUUUAGUUUGGAAUACUUGAACAAUUAGUUUAUUAACAUUUGAAUUAAAAAAAUUGAAAACUUGUAAUUGAAUUAAAAUAUAGGCAAGUAAGAAUGGAGAAGUCAGGCUUUGCUUACAUUUGAAACUAGAAAGUGUGAUCAAGUAAAAUGAAGCUCAGAAGCAUGGUGUAAUGCAGGCCACUUAGUUCCUUGAACCUGGAGAUUGUGAUUCAUCUCUGUCCCAGUUCCAUAUACAUGCAUUUUCUAAAUUCGCAUAAUAAGAUUUUAAAUAAUUGACCCAGAGUCAGUUGCUGUUUGUGGAAGGGCCUUCUAAUUUUUUUUUCCAUACUUUAUAUCCUGGAAGCCAUUCUAAAUUUUGAGACAUGGCCUUCUAGUAUAUCUUCAACAUUCAAAAAUGUCAGCCUGUAAUUAAACCUUUGAAAAAGUGCAGUGUGGAUAAUGAUAUGUGAGCUCAAACACCAGUAUAUCUAUCCUCAAGAUACUGCUGUCUGAGUUCUGGGUAUAAUAUCAAGGCCAGCACUCCAUUAGCCUUUUAAUUACAUCUUGUACUUAUUUUAUUUUUGGGCCUCCACUGUUCCAAACUUAUGUACCUUUAUAGUCUUUUCAAUCACUGAGGUGAAGCCGUUGAUGCUGUUUUCCACUUCCAGAAGGCAAUGCUGACAUUACAGAACAUCAUUUUCAUUCUCAAAGAAUUGAAGUAUUAACUAAGUUAAAGGACAUGUUAAUGGAAUUUCAAUAAUGAACCACAACGGUCAGUUCAAAAGUAACAUGUUACACGUGGUCCAGUGUUGGAUUUGUUAUGCCCAGACCCAGGAAUGUACAUAAGCCAAGCUUUAACUUUAGAUGGACUUGCAGCUGGGGAAUAUUUCCAAUUUUAUUUGCACUCCAAUCUCAGUUUUACAGUCCCCAGACCUCAUCAAGUAAAUAAAUUCAAAGUCAAUAUAAAUUCAGCAGUUUGGAGAUCGUUGGGAUCAUCAUCAGAUCUAACAUUAUUGUUGGGAGCAAUGAAAGGGUUUAUUUUUUGUCAGUAAUUAGGAAUCAUUUAUAAAAUUGACAUCUUCGUAAUACUUUUUUUGUUUAUUUUCCAAAGUUCUACUUGCACUCCUAUUAAUUCUGUUUACUGAGACACUAUCUGUAGUGUAAACAUGCCAGAAUGUUAAUAAUAAAAG
This is a messenger RNA of Mobula hypostoma (lesser devil ray), 2376 nucleotides long. Its product is annotated as glyoxylate reductase/hydroxypyruvate reductase-like. The coding region runs from base 334 to 1149 and encodes 271 amino acids. The transcript is spliced from 10 exons. The record is from RefSeq and is a predicted model, not a curated record. Gene Ontology annotation, cellular component: cytosol. Gene Ontology annotation, molecular function: hydroxypyruvate reductase [NAD(P)H] activity; hydroxypyruvate reductase (NADH) activity; NAD binding. NCBI's taxonomy places the organism in Eukaryota, Metazoa, Chordata, Chondrichthyes, Myliobatiformes, Myliobatidae.